Tricharina praecox is the source of this 1273-nucleotide messenger RNA. Its product is annotated as Uroporphyrinogen decarboxylase. Bases 95 to 1189 code for a protein of 364 amino acids. Gene Ontology annotation, cellular component: cytosol. Lineage: Eukaryota; Fungi; Ascomycota; Pezizomycetes; Pezizales; Pyronemataceae. The transcript has 5 exons. The record is from RefSeq and is a predicted model, not a curated record. Gene Ontology annotation, biological process: heme biosynthetic process. Gene Ontology annotation, molecular function: uroporphyrinogen decarboxylase activity.
CGCUCUCCCCACCCCUCUUCCGCCCGCUCCAAGUGACCUGAACUUCCCAACUCUCCCCCGCAUCCUCCGUCUCCAAUCUAUACAACACCAAACCAUGUCGGAAAAGCCAUUACAGAAUGAUCGUCUCCUGCGUGCUGCAAAAGGCCUACCGGUCGACCGCCCGCCAAUGUGGGUGAUGCGUCAAGCCGGUAGAUACCUUCCUGAGUACAAUGCCACCAAGGGCACACGCGACUUCUUCGAGAUCUGUCGGUCGCCCGAGAUCGCGAGCACGAUCACGCUGCAGCCGAUCGAGCGGUUCCAGCCACUCAUCGACGCGGCGAUCAUCUUCAGCGACAUUCUCGUCGUGCCGCAAGCGCUGGGGAUGACGGUAGAGAUGGUUGAGAAGCGGGGGCCGGUAUUUCCCGAGCCUUUGCGGCACCCGAGUGAUUGCGAGAAGCUCCGGAAGGAGGUGGAUGUGACGAAGGAGCUGGGCUACGUCUUUGAGGCGAUUAAGGAGACCAGACGGAAGCUCGACGGAAGGGUCCCGCUGUUCGGCUUCGUCGGCGCCCCCUGGACCCUCAUGGCUUACAUGAUCGAGGGGGGUGGCAGCAAGAUGUUCACAGAGAUCAAGCGCUGGAUCUUUGCCUGGCCCGAGGAGUCCAAGGCGCUGCUGCAGCAGAUCACAGAUGUCGUGAUUGAAUUCCUCGCGCGGCAGGUUGAGGCCGGCGCACAGAUCGUACAAGUCUUCGACUCCUGGGCAGGCGAGCUGGCACCGCACGACUUCGCGGUCUUCUCGCUGCCCUACCUGCGGCAGAUAUCGUCGCGGCUGCCCGCGCGGCUCGCCGAGCUCGGCCUCGACCGCGUGCCCAUGACCGUCUUUGCCAAGGGCGCGUGGUACGCGCUCGAUGACCUGUGCGACUCCGGCUACGACUGUGUUGGCCUCGACUGGACGCAUGAUCCUGCCGAGGCGUGCAGAAUCGCCCGCGGCAGAGUCACCCUCCAAGGGAAUCUCGAUCCGAAUACUCUGUAUGGUGGACGCGAGGCGAUUACGAAGGGCGUGGAGAGGAUGGUUGGAGGGUUUAAGGAAGCCAAGGGAAGGUAUAUUGUUAACCUCGGACAUGGAAUCACCCCUGGGGUCAACCCGGACGAUCUUAAGUGGUUCUUUGAGGAGGUCGUUAGAGUCGGCACUGAGGUUUAUAAGGAGUUUUAAACCACCAGGGCUGCGCUGUGUGGAAGUGAUGGGAGAUGUCAUGUACUCUAGAUGACGAAUCGAUGAACGUGGUUGACAGGAAAC